UGCUGUCCGUUAAGUGCUGGCGAAAAUAGUUGCGAUGGACUCAGAGGCUCUCAGCAUCUGGACCAAACCAUGAAGGCUUUGCUUAAUUCAGCGGUUUUUUAUUGAAAAAUAAAGAGGAGGAAAAGCAGCGCCCACCAUGUACGGGUUUGUGAAUCACGCCCUGGAGCUUCUGGUUUUACGGAAUUACGGCCCCGAAGUAUGGGAAGACAUCAAGAGGGAAGCUCAGCUUGACAUUGAGGGUCAGUUUCUUGUUCGAAUCAUAUACGAGGAUGCUAAAACGUACGAUCUUGUUGCAGCUGCAAGUAAAGUUCUGAAGGUCGAUGCAGGAGAAAUUUUGCAGAUGUUUGGAAAGAUGUUUUUUGAAUUUUGCCAGGAGUCAGGCUAUGACACCAUAUUGCGUGUGCUGGGCUCGAAUGUUCGAGAGUUCCUGCAGAACCUGGAUGCCCUACACGACCACCUGGGCACCAUUUACCCCGGAAUGAGGGCUCCGUCGUUUCGCUGCACCGACGCAGAGAAGGGAAACAACCUGAUCCUUCACUACUACUCAGAGAGAGAAGGAUUGCAGGAUAUUGUGAUUGGCAUCAUUAAAACAGUCGCUCAACAAAUCCAUGGCACAGAGAUAGAGAUGAAGGUGAUCCAACCAAAGAGUGAGGAGUGUGACCACAUCAAGUUUCUGAUUGAGGAGAAGGACUCUGAGGAGGAGGCGUUCUAUGAAGAUCUCGACGGUUUUGAGGAGAACGGCACACAGGAGACUCGGAUCAGCCCGUACACGUUCUGCAAGGCCUUUCCAUUUCACCUCAUGUUUGAUAAAGACCUGAUGCUCACACAGUGUGGGAAUGCCAUAUACAGGGUCCUGCCGCAGCUCCAGCCUGGUGCCUGCAUCCUGCCUUCUGUUUUUUCUUUGGUUCGUCCGCACAUUGACUUCAGCUUUCAUGGCAUCCUUUCCCACAUCAACACCGUGUUUGUUCUGCGAAGCAAGGAGGGCCUGCUUAAUGUGGAGACUGUGGAGAAUGAGGAUGAGCUGACAGGGGUGGAGAUCAGCUGUCUGAGACUGAAAGGGCAGAUGAUUUAUUUGCCAGAGGCAGAGAACAUCCUUUUCCUUUGCUCGCCCAGUGUUAUGAACCUGGACGAUCUGACGAGGAGGGGGCUCUACCUGAGUGACAUCCCACUACAUGAUGCCACGCGUGACCUGGUGCUGCUGGGGGAACAGUUUCGUGAGGAGUACAAGCUAACACAGGAGCUGGAAAUUUUGACGGAUCGCCUCCAGCACACACUGCGGGCCCUGGAGGAUGAAAAGAAGAAGACGGACAGACUGCUCUAUUCUGUUCUGCCACCAUCUGUUGCCAACGAGCUGCGCCACAAGCGCCCCGUCCCGGCGAAGCGUUACGACAACGUCACCAUCCUGUUCAGUGGCAUCGUGGGAUUCAACGCUUUCUGCAGCAAGCACGCCUCAGCUGAGGGAGCCAUCAAGAUAGUUAACCUGCUCAAUGAUGUUUACACGCGCUUCGACAUCUUGACAGACUCUCGGAAGAACCCUUAUGUAUACAAGGUGGAAACAGUUGGUGAUAAGUACAUGACAGUGAGUGGUUUGCCAGAGCCUUGCACGCACCAUGCCAAGUCCAUCUGCCACCUUGCCCUUGAUAUGAUGGAGAUAGCAGGACAAGUCAAAGUGGAUGAUGAGCCAGUACAGAUCACAAUUGGGAUCCACACUGGGGAGGUGGUGACAGGUGUGAUUGGCCAGAGGAUGCCCAGAUAUUGCCUUUUUGGAAAUACAGUCAACCUUACAAGUCGAACUGAGACGACAGGAGACAAAGGAAAAAUUAAUGUCUCAGAAUACACUUACAGGUGCUUGCAGUCUGCGGAGAACGCAGAUCCCCAGUUUCAUCUGGAGUACCGCGGCCCCAUCACCAUGAAAGGAAAGAAGGAGCCGAUGAGGGUGUGGUUUCUUUCUAGGAAGACCAACGACACAGAGCCUCCGGCAGUUAAGCCGUAAACAUAAAAACACCGAGUGUUGUUCAGAGAGGACUACAGCUCUGUAAAGUGUGGUGUUAUUAUAAACUUCAGAUGAAAAUGAGUGAGGGGAACAUUAAAAUUAGUAUAGGUAUAGAAAUAUGGAUAUUUUUAGUACAUAAAAAAAGUGUUUCAAAGUGUAUUUGAACUUGUAUUCUCACCCUUCCAUUUUCUCCACACACCUGAUUCAUUACAACCUCACUGUAGGUUCUAGAGUUGCGCAGUAUUAAUAAGUCAUAUAGCUUGGUACAUUCAAGUUUUCUUUAAUUUUUUUAUGAUAAAGUGUUAUACACUAAUAGGUAAAUGAUAAGCUAAACAUUUAAAAUUAGCCAGACAAUAUUAGUGUGCCAAAUGUUGGUGGUAUUCUCAUGUGACUUGUGAUUGCCAAAAAAUGUGCAGUUUACAUUCAGAACAGCUUGUUUGCCUCAUAACGAUAGAUCAUGUUUUACAUUUAGCAACGACAAUGAUGAUGAAAAUAAAUCUAGAUGUGGAAGGUUCUGUGUUUUUGUUUUCAUCUGCGGUUUAGCAAGAAAACUGUAAGAAGACGAUACAAGAUAAAAGGUUAUUUUUAAGUCACAAAUAAAAAGUGUUGUAUUAUUAUGUAUUUCACAUAAAUAUUUAGGUAGCAUCAUCAAUAAACAUUAAUACUAGUUUUAUA
This is a messenger RNA of Xiphophorus maculatus (southern platyfish), 2668 nucleotides long. RefSeq names its product guanylate cyclase 1 soluble subunit beta 1 (gene gucy1b1). The record is from RefSeq and is a predicted model, not a curated record. Gene Ontology annotation, biological process: response to oxygen levels; cGMP biosynthetic process. Lineage: Eukaryota; Metazoa; Chordata; Actinopteri; Cyprinodontiformes; Poeciliidae. The transcript has 13 exons. Gene Ontology annotation, molecular function: heme binding; guanylate cyclase activity. Gene Ontology annotation, cellular component: guanylate cyclase complex, soluble. The coding region runs from base 137 to 1993 and encodes 618 amino acids.